AAAUAUAUUUGUGUUCGUGACUCGUGAUAAGGGUGGCGCAAGCGCGAAUAUAACCAGUUCUUUUCGAGAAAACAGAUGGCCGGUGGCGUCCUUGGCGUACUAACAAUUUGUUCGUAUCCAGUACGAGUCCGUGUGCCGGUAGGAAAGGAUCCGCGUUCUUCCACUAACAAUGGAAAAUACGAAUAUGAAUCUCCGUCAUCCAUCGAUUUCAAUUAUUAUGGUGCCGUGAGAAAUGGAAAACGGAUUUUCCAUUAAGAUUAUUUACUGAUUUAACAGAAACAUUGUUUACCUCCAAAUACCUAGUUCUAUUUGAAGUAACAAAGAGAAGAAUCGAGUUUUAUAUAUAAUGAAUCGCUUAUGAAAUCAUUCAAGAUAAUCCAAAUCAGAAUCGAAAAUUGUUGUGCAAUUAUUCGUUUCACUAGUCUACACUCUAAACUCUAGAGGAAGAAAUCUUACUUGAAAAAAUUUGUAAACUUUUCGUGAAGAAAUUUCUUUCAUUCUCUUUAAUGCAAUUGCAGAAUUUUUAAAUUAUUCAGAUAACGUUCAGAAACAAUUCAAACGACGAUAAAGACUUGAAGACGAAAAUACAGUGAAAAACACUAUGUGAAAAUUGAAUAAAUUUUUCAAAAUAUAAUCUUCAGCUUAAUAUUAGAGAAGAAAGCGUCACAGAACGAUAUUGAAAAAUUUCAGUAACGUACUUACCUCGUGUCGAAAGAAAAUUUUGUACAGCUUAUCAAAGAGCAGUUAUAUUAUAUCACGAACUCCAUCAAUCGUCUUUAAUCGAUGAUUUUAUUAGAAUAAAAGUGACGGCGGAAUAGGACGCCACGGUGAGAGUAUCACGGUGAAAAUCAAGAAGUCGUUCGAAAAACAAGUAUGCAGCUACUUUCCAGCUUUAUGACGAGGCACCUGACACGAGGAACAUCCUUGAAAAAAGGAAAACGUGAAAUUACUAGAGGCGGUAAUUGUUCAGGUUGCAUAGGAGGUCCAGCCAAAGCGAUUAACGAUACCAUUCGAUACAGUACUGUACCUGGGGAUGCCAAUAUGAUCCCUGAGGAUACCGCACCCGACGAAGAUUUCGCUUUAACUAUUACUCAAAAAUCUCAGAGAGAUAUAGAAGCCAUUCGUGGUGCUUUAUACCUUGGUGUGGCUUUUGCGAUUGCGUGGGUGAUAGGUGCAGCAGAUUUAUCAAUAGCAUGGCUAAUGUUAGUGCUAGCACUAGCAUCGACAAUACUUAAAACAAGGAUGUCCCGUUUUCUUGAAUCGACCGUUCAACACGAAUUAGCCAGGCUACGUCGAAAAAGAACUUUAUACAAGGAUGAAACUGCUGAAUGGCUAAGUUUACUUCUGAAUAAAUGGUGGAGAUUUAGCGCCACCAGUAUAUUUUCUUUAGCAAAAGAAAGACUGGAACCUCUUCUAAAUGAAGCCAAGCCUGGAAUACUUGGACCAUUGGAAUUAAGAGAGCUCACAUUUGGCGAGCAAACCCCAUGCGUCACACGCAUAAGAACGGUAGAUUAUGCGAACAACGAUGACGAUUGUCAAACAAGACAAAUGAAAUUAUCAAUCGAAGCUGACUUACGCCUCGAUUGCGAGCAAUUUCGUAUGCUCAUCACAACAAGACUAUUUGGAAAAGGGGUUGGCAUGGACAUCGAUCUGGCCGUGGAGAAACUGUCUCUCUCGGGUACCAUUCUUGCCACCCUAACUCUUGAUUCCAUGGCACCGUUUCCUCACGCGACAUCUUUAAGCGUGAGUUUCUUAGAGAAACCGGAUGUUUGGUUCAGCGUGAGAAUCUUGCGAGCAGUACAAAUGAUGGAAUUACCUUUAAUUAAGACGUGGAUUCAUGCGGUGGUCACGGACGCUUUGGCUAAUUGGAUCGUCGAUCCGGGUCACUUAGAGAUGAAUCUGAGAGCUCAAGAACGACCUGGACCCAGAUUCGAUUCACUAACUAAUUCUAUACCACAAGGAGUGCUUACCAUCGUUUUGUCUCAAAAUGGAUGUUCAGCUCCCAUCAUCGCGGACGAAGUGAGAUGGCUCGUGGUAACAUUAGGAGAUCAAAGGCGAAUCGUAACUCUUUUGAAUUCCACGUGGAACGAGAACAUAUCUUUCUUAAUGAGUGUCUUGGAUAACGAGAAAGUCUCUAUCAAAUUAAAAGCAAAACGACUUGUCAGCACCGUCACACUGGCUCAGUUCGAACUCGCACUCGGAGCAUAUAAUUGGGAUAACUCACAAGUUAUCGAAACCGUAUUACAACCAAAGAAACCGUCCCGGACCAGUGCUAACAUUCCAAACAUCAAUGCCCGAUUAGAAUAUACUGCGCUACCAAAACUGGAUCCAGACUUGCCACAACCGGAAUUGAUAGAAGAUAAUUCAUACUUGUCAGGAGUACUUGUCGUUUAUAUUCAUUCAGCGGACAAUCUAAAUAGUGGCAAUUCCCACUGUAAUCCUUAUUGUAUAUUAUUCAACAAUCGUAAAAAGGUAAAAACAACGCAUUACAUUCGAAGCACUACAUCACCGUGUUGGGAAUCGAGAGCACAAUUUCUUGUUCAAGAUUAUACUCAAGUGUCUCUAAGUUUUGUCGUAUACUCUUGGAAUAUAUCCAAAUCGAUUGAUGGCGAUAUGCUUGGGCUCGCUAUAUUAUCUUUAUCUCAAGAAAAUAUAUGGACAGUUAGAAAAGAAUUGAUCCUCAGUGGAUCGAACAUUACGUCAACAAUGACCGUUUCUGUAUUAUUCUACCCUGUUAAAAGUAUACAGCAAAUAAUCACUAGCCGAAGAAGUAGUUUGAUUUUUCCAACAUCAGACGAGGAGCCAAAAUCUAAAAGAAACAGUCUACCGUGGAUGCAACAGGCAAAAUUAUUAUUAACUCACAAGGAUAUAGAUCCCGCCUCAUCGGAUGUAUCCAGUUUACUUUCCACUGGAAGUGGACUAAUGGAAGUGACACUAAUACGCGCGAAAGAUCUUGUUGCGAAAGAUCUAAAUGGUUUCAGCGAUCCUUUCUGUGAACUGAAACUAAAUAAUGAAACAAAGUAUAAAAGCAGCAUAAAGAAGAAAACGCUGAAUCCUUGCUGGGAUGAAAGUUCCAUCAUGGGUUUGCCCAGAAUCGGCGAAACUUUGGAUGUCGUAUUAUGGGAUCAUGAUACUUUUGGUAUGAGGGAUUAUCUUGGAAAAGUAUCAUUGACUCUCGAUGACAUUAGAAAAUUAUCAAGCAGCGAUCAGUCCCAUUGGUUGGUGUUACGGGAAACCAAAACGGGAUCUGUAGAGUUGAAAAUUAAAGUUUUAUCCGAAGAGUGCGAGUCUCAAAGCACAUAUGCAGCCAGCAAUAUCAGCGAAAGUUCAACCCAAUUAAAUAUUGAAAGUUCUGAAACGGUGUCAAACAUUAUAAGAAGACCUUCGAUGGAAAAGUCAAAAAUGAGAUUGCAUUUAGACGUUGUACCACCACCGCCGCCCCCGCGUACAAUUACCUUGUUAAAACCAAUUAUUUCUAGUCAAUCCGACAAAGCUAGUAUUGGAAGUAAAGACUCCAACGAAAUGAAUGGAACCGAGAAUUCGUGGGUGCCUAGUGUUGUCACAGAAUCCAUAACAGGUGUAAUUGAUGAAACUGACACGUCAAAGUUAAGAGAGCGACCAUCUCCUCACAACAGUUUAACCCCAAGUCCAGAACAGAAUUUCGGCAAAAAAUUGCCACAAUAUAACAGUUUUCGCGUUAUGAAACAAAAGGUGAAAAGAGGAUUAAAACUUCGUAGAUUUCGUUCUGAAGUAAACAUAGAGGACAAAAAUGAAUCAAAAGGCGUAACAUUGAGUUUGGAACCUAGAGGUGGAGGAGAAGCUGAUGCUACAGAACUUUUACAAGGAUCUGGUUUAGCGCAUGCUAUAUCACAACCUGAUAUGCUUGGCAGAAUAAGACAACCUAGUCCGCGUUUAAGAUUAAGACCAAAUGAAUUAAAAGUUGUCAAUGGCACUAAAGAAAAAUACUCGGGAAUAGAAGGAAAAGUUUUACAAGCUCAAGGUCUUCAUGUCGCACAUAUCGCUCAACUAUAUUGUAGGAUAAAGCUUCAAAUAUGUACCAGUCCCGAUAAAAUUACAUCUUCGACAAAUAGUGGUAAAACAUUAGCGAAAUCUCGACUUUUACCUGCAAUGCCUAACCCGCAGUUCAGUAUAGACUUUCACAUAGAAGGUGAUAAUGUUCCCAGGCAGUCUUUGUUAAUAUUUGAGAUCAGAAGUGCUAGUAAAGAAUUAUUAGCUAGCCGGCGUAUCACUCUUCAUGAAUUAUUAGGCGUUUCCGCGGCAACUGAUGAAAUUCAUACAUGGUUAGCAUUAAACAAUGGAGCAUCAUUGGAAGUACAAAUGGUUCAUGGAAGAGAACUAAAAAGUAAGUCCACAAAGAAACUUUUUCGAUCCUGGUCAGUACAUCGGAUAGGAAAAAUAUAAAACAUUUUUAGUCAGUGCUAUAAAUAUUUGUGAAAAUUAUAAUUUGCCAAACAUACAUAUGUAAAUUGAAAAGUCCCCUUUGAAACAAUAUGACAUGAUAGUAAGCGUAUUUACGAAUACGUUUUACAUUUUACAUAUUUUAUUACGUGUACAUAUACAUGUACAUAAAUAAACUUACUAAUAUUAUCUCAGAAUGAAAAUUGUAACAUUUGUCUUUUGUACCAUAAAGUGUAUACAUAUAUUUCAUUUUUCAUUAUAAAACAAUUUAUAAAAAAAGCUAUGAACAUAAAUAAUUAUCUUUUUCAUCAUUCCUUUAACUAUAAAUUAAGUAACAACAAUUCCUCCUUAGUACUUAUAGUAUUUCACAAAUUAAUAUGUAUUUCUUAAAUAAAUCCUAUAUUUGAUCUAGAAAAGAUUACAAACUAUACAUGUAUUUGUUGUUAGUGCAUAGUAAUAUGUACUCUAAAUAACUCAUUGAAUAUAUAUAAACAUUUAUUUAUUUUCAUUAAUUGUACAAUUCAUUAGGCUAUUAAUUAUAACAAAUAAUUAUACCCAUAAUAGCGCCAUACAAAUAUUCUUCAUUUAAACAUGUAUUUUUUCACUUUUGCUGUUAACAAACUUAUUUAUACAUAAACGUACAUUUACGUUUAAUGACAGGUAUUAUCAUGAUUACUAAUACUACAGCCAGCCUACACUGUACAUCAUUUUCAAUGUAUCUAUCACAUUAUAGAAAAUAAAUAUAAAUUAGUUUUAUAUGUA
Messenger RNA from Bombus huntii, 5181 nucleotides. RefSeq lists its product as uncharacterized. Bases 874 to 4422 code for a protein of 1182 amino acids. The transcript is spliced from 21 exons. Gene Ontology annotation, molecular function: lipid binding. The record is from RefSeq and is a predicted model, not a curated record. Lineage: Eukaryota; Metazoa; Arthropoda; Insecta; Hymenoptera; Apidae.